Messenger RNA from Daphnia magna, 990 nucleotides. Its product is annotated as dynein axonemal intermediate chain 1-like. Gene Ontology annotation, cellular component: outer dynein arm. The record is from RefSeq and is a predicted model, not a curated record. NCBI's taxonomy places the organism in Eukaryota, Metazoa, Arthropoda, Branchiopoda, Diplostraca, Daphniidae. Gene Ontology annotation, biological process: cilium movement; outer dynein arm assembly. Bases 116 to 865 code for a protein of 249 amino acids. The transcript is spliced from 5 exons. Gene Ontology annotation, molecular function: dynein heavy chain binding; dynein light chain binding.
UCACUGACGUGAACGAAGGAGACUUGAUGUUUAAAAGUCUAAUCAGUACAUUAUCUGCUUUUCCUUUUAUAUUUUGCAUGGAUGACUCAAUUCGUAGGUGAGCUGGCAUGGAGACAUGAGUGACGGCAAUUUACGACUGUUUUCCAUCUCGAUGGACGGCUGCCUUUGCUUGUGGCUCUUUGUGCAGGGUGAACUCUAUCCCACAGAAUUAACUACAUUGCCCUUCCAAGGCGAUAAUCGAUUGCAAGAAAACAACUUAGGAGCCAUGGCCUUGACAGCUUCCUGCAGUUGUAUGGCCAUACAUCCAAAUCACACAAUGGUUUUGGUUGGAACGGAUCAAGGCCAGCUGUGGCCAGUUAGCAACGAAGGCGAAGUUCUCAACUGGGGACCUGUGAACGCCCACCAAUGUCCGAUUUACACCGUGCAGUGGAAUCCAUUUCACCAUCAGGUUUUUAUUACCUGCGGUACCGACUGGCUAGUUAAAAUAUGGGACCAACGGGAGAAGGAAGCGCUAGUGGUGAUCAGUUUGGGAUCGUUCCUUGAACAUUGUGCUUUCUCUCCGUUUAGCUCGACAGCUUUUGCUUGCAUGUCGAGCAAUGGAAAAGUGCUUAUCUACGAUUUGAAUAUUUGCCUGCACAAACCUUUGUGUAGCCAGCGGAUCACUCCACAAAGAAGAGCACAACCGACCAUUUUGAGCUUUGCACCUUUCCAUCCAGUCAUUUUGGUUGGUGAUGACAAGGGUCAUGUGACGUGUCUCAAACUGUCCCCUAACCUAAGGAAAGUUAGCCGAGUUCCCGAGAGCUCCAGGAUCAUCGAAGUCGAAAUGGAAAAGCUCGAACGUGUCAUUACCUUAAUGAAAAGAUAGUGUUGGAUUUUCAUGUUUUUUCUUCCAUUGUUUUUUUCUUCUUUGCAAUCUCUCUCUGCCUUGCUGGUUUGGAUUUAAAAAAAAUUCUCGUCAAGUUAAUUUGCAAUACACUACCACCAGCUAUA